AUGGUUGGUCUAUUUAAAUCCAAGUCUAUUCAAAAAGAACAGCCAGUCAUCACAACUUCAACAGAUGGUGCUUCAUCGUCCUCUACUCCAUCUCAUGAAAACGUAAAUGAAAUGACAGUAAUGCAACAAGGAGAGGAUACAGAAAAAAAUGUGUCAGGUUUAACUGUUGAAGAUGUUAUUCCUGAUUUUGACGGUAAGAAAUGGUAUCAAUUAGCUCAUAUUCGUUCUCUAUGUUUUACAAUUUUUGUGAUAUCAUUAACUUCAUGUAAUAAUGGGUAUGAUGGUAGUUUAUUAAACUCUUUGUAUACUGAAGAUCAGUUUAACAAUGCUAUUGGAAAUGUGUCUGGCGCUGUUUUGGGUAGUAUGAGCAACGGGUUUGCUUUUGGUUGUUUAAUUACUUUUCUUAUUACGCCGUAUUUAGUUGACACUUAUGGCCGUAGAGCUACCUUAUAUAUCGGAGAUAUUAUUAUGAUUAUUGGUACCAUUUUACAAGCUUGUUCGGGUGCGUGGAUUCAUGGAUUGCCUUCUAAUUAUAAGAAAAAAGAUGUCUUUGGAAUGUUGUUAGCCUCAAGAAUUAUUUUGGGUAUAGGCUCCGGUGUUGCAAGUGUUGCUGCUCCCUCCUUAAUCAGUGAGAUUUCCUUUCCAACUCAUAGACAAACAGUGACCACCUAUUAUAAUAGCAGUUGGUAUUUGGGUGCUAUUGUUUCUGCUUGGGUAUCAUUUGGCUGCAAGAAUUUGCAACAUCAUUGGGAUUGGAGAGUACCUGGUAUUAUCCAAGGGUUUUUCCCGUUACUUCAAUUGUGUUUAUUACCAUUUUUUGUUCCUGAAUCACCAAGAUUUUUGGUUGCCAAGAAUAAAUCAAUGCUGGCUAGAGAAAUCUUGAAUAAGUAUCAUGCUGGUGGUUACGAAGGUGCUGAUGAACUAAUUGAUUAUGAAAUGACUGAAAUUCAAUUGGCUAUCCAACAAGAAAAACUUGCAUCUUCUUCCAGCUACGCUGAAUUUUACAAAACCAAAGCCAAUUUGAGAAGAUUGUGGAUUAUUGUUUGGUUGGCUAUUUUUAUGCAAUUGAGCGGUAAUGGGUUAGUCUCUUACUACUUGGGAAAAGUUUUAACUUCCAUUGGUAUCAAAUCUACCAAUGAACAAUUGAUUGUUAACGGUGGCUUAAUGAUUUACAACUGGGGUGUUUGUGUCAUCCAAUCGUUUCUAAUUGUCAAUAGAUUAAAGAGAAGAUUAACAUUUAACAUUUCUGUAGGUGGCAUGUUGUUUUGCUUUACCAUCUGGACAAUUUUAUCUGCUAUUAAUCAAAAACGUGACUUUCAAGAUAAGAGUUUGGGACAAGGUGUUUUGGCUAUGAUAUUUUUUUACUAUUUUUUUUACAAUUUUGGUUUAAAUGGUAUGCCAUUUACUUAUGUAACUGAAAUUUUACCAUUUACUUUAAGAGGCAAGGGUAUGAAUAUUUUCACUUUAGUACAAUACGGAGUGAUGUUAUAUAAUGGAUUUGUCAAUCCAAUUGCCAUGGAUGCUAUAGAAUGGAAAUAUUACAUUGUAUAUUGCUGUAUUUUAGCUGUUGAAUUUCUAGUGUGCUUCACAACUUUUGUUGAAACUAGUGGUCGUACAUUGGAAGAAGUGGCCGAAGUUUUCGGUGAUGGUAUUCAAGAUUUGAACAAUAUUAGUGGACUUGCCGUUAUGGAGGAGGAUAAAAUAAAGCCAAAUGAUGAAACUGAAUUCCAGGAAUAUGUUUAA
Molecule: messenger RNA, 1743 nt
Organism: Saccharomycodes ludwigii
Lineage: Eukaryota; Fungi; Ascomycota; Saccharomycetes; Saccharomycodales; Saccharomycodaceae
Exons: 1
Coding region: 1-1743 (580 amino acids)
Biological process (GO): transmembrane transport; carbohydrate transport
Cellular component (GO): membrane
Molecular function (GO): carbohydrate:proton symporter activity
Source: RefSeq, a predicted model, not a curated record